Soboliphyme baturini is the source of this 462-nucleotide messenger RNA. The record is from the annotation of a GenBank genome assembly. Lineage: Eukaryota; Metazoa; Nematoda; Enoplea; Dioctophymatida; Soboliphymatidae.
AUGGCACUGCUGAAAUACUCAGCAUGGCACAGAACAGCAUCGCGAAAUAUUAAGCAAGCACGUUUGCCGGACGUGGCUAAAGAUUCUGCCGAUAGAAUUCUGCACAAAGACGGCUUUUCACAGCAGGACUUUGAAAUGAUUCGGCCUGUGGUGUACAGCAACACGAUCCACGCGAUUUUGGCCGUGCUUCGUGCCAUGUAUCAGUUGAACAUCGAGUUCAGCGACUCAGAACGACAGGUAAGGCUUGGUGUUUGGCGUUUCGCAGUGCUGUCGUUCGGUAAUAGCGUGCCGUUCGUACAGAAAGAUGCACAAAUUGUGUACGCGACGGUUCACGCUCAACGGGACACCGAGCCGUUCAGCGAAGACCUGUCUCAAGCCAUGCAGCGACUCUGGGCUGACGCCGGAGUCAGGCACUGCUACUCGCGCAACAACGAGUACCAGAUCGACGAUUCUGCCAAAUAG